AUGAUAUCGUCGAUAAUUUCCCGAUUGGUGAUAUUGGUAUUCGGAACUCUCUACCCUGCAUACGCUUCAUAUAAAGCUGUACGGACAAAGAAUUUGAAAGAAUACGUAAAAUGGAUGAUGUACUGGAUAGUGUUCGCACUGUUCACGUGCACGGAGACGUUCACAGAUGUAUUCCUAUCGUGGUUCCCGUUUUACUACGAGGUGAAGAUAGUUUUGGUGCUAUGGUUACUGUCGCCUGCCACCAAGGGCUCCUCAAUCCUUUACAGGAAGUUUGUGCAUCCAGCACUUUGCAGGCGGGAACAGGAAAUAGAUGAAUACAUUGCCAAAGCCAAAGACCAGGGUUACCAUACUGUGCUCAACUUGGGUACUAAGGGCGUCAACUAUGCAACAACCGUUAUUAUGCAAACGGCUAUAAAAGGAGGCGGCGGUUUGGUGCAACAGUUGCGCAAAAGCUACAGCCUGUCCGAUUUGACUGAAUGUGAGCCGAUCGAAGAAAGGGGCGCGGACGAGGCUGAUGAUGUGCUCGCUGAGCCGAGGCUCAUUCGACGCGCUCUUAAAAGUGGAUUUGCGGCUCGGCGUAGCGCUUCUGAGUCGAACAGUCGCCAGCCGAUGUAUUUCCCAGAAGUGGAUGUGGACGUGAGGAGCACUCGCUCCGGUAGAAGCGAUGAACCAGAUUUCAGUCACAUAAAGUCAACGGAGGAUAUAAGCUCGGGGUACUCUAGCGCGGACAACUCUGCGCCGCUGACGCGCACGGGGUCGGUGGGCGCGGCGGGCGCGGCGGCGCUGGCGGGGCGCGGCGGGCGCGCGCGCGCCUCGCGCUCGGCCGCGCUCACCGCCAUCAAGCGGCCGCCCGCCGCAGAGGAUAAUGAAGUUCUCAUCGAGGAGUUACAAGACGACGAUUCUAUUAAUUGUGCAAAUAUGCCUUCCCUUAUUAAUGUAUCGUCCCAUCUUUAUUUAUCCCACACAAACCCUCCAUUUAUUUAUCAAUACGUUGGGGAUCAGGUUAAAAUUAUACAAGUACUAGGGCAAAUGCCUUUAUAUAAUGAAACAAAUUUUAAUAGUUAUCAGUCCAAUCAUCAGGACCAUAAAGAAAUGGUUACUGAAAAUACGAUAGAAAAAGAACAUAUUAUUGAAACUACUUCAUCGGAACAAAAUAAUUCCAAUGAUACUACAGCAAAUAGUACAAAUAGUAAAGAAUACACAGGUAAUGAUUUAGUUAUUGAGGAAGCAAAUAGUUCUACAAAUAAAAACUCUAGCCCCGAAAUUGUUGAGAUCCCGUUAGACAGUUUGAAUGCGGACGAAGAUGCUAACGAUAAAAAUGACAAUAUAAAUGACAUCGAAUUUAAAAAAAGAAAUGAAAACAAUGUAGCAUGCGUAUCUGACAAUUUAGCAACAAAUAGUUCAGCAGAACCGUUAACUGAUUAUUAUUCUUCCGAUGAUGAAGCCUCUUUUGGAACACCUAGUGAUUCUCCUAGAAUGAUAAGAAAAAAUCAAAGAGGUAAAUACGGUAAAAACAAGGCUCCGCCUCCACCAAAAAUUGAUCUUGUUAAAACUGUUGUUUCUAAUGUCAUGGAGCAUAAACCAGAUACUGAUUCCAAAGAAAUGGCUAUGGCUAUCGCUAGUGUAUUAAAGGAGUUAGAUACGCAAAAAGAUAACAAUCAGACAGUCUGUCGUCCAGAAACCCUUACUCCUGUUAGUGAAAUAAAAAGACAUCAAAAUUCCAAAUCCCCAUCAAUAACACCCAAACCAAGCGCUUCAGGCUUCGGAAAAUUAUUGCAGUUACCAAGUAAAUUAACAUUUUGGCAUAAAGUCGAAGAUAAAUCCAUUUCUGAUAAUAACUCGGUUUCUUCUGAUGACAAAAGUAGAAGAGGUUCAAUGGAAAAUUCUAGCUUUUAUAAGAAGGAUGAUGCUUAUGUCCCUUUAAACGAAUCAAACGAUAUAACAGAAAUACCCUUGAGAAAAAAUUCUAAAGACAUUUUAAGCUUCGAAGACGCGCAAGAAUUUGAUACCGAAAGUACGACCCAAAAUAUUGUAGAAAAAAGUGAUGUACUUCAGAAACUUAUCGAAGCCAAAAUAGAAAGUCAUCCAGAGUACAAAUAUGUUCCUUUAAAUGAUGAAAUCCCGACGACAUCUAUAAGUACAGAUGUAUAA
Messenger RNA from Parnassius mnemosyne (clouded apollo), 2151 nucleotides. The record is from the annotation of a GenBank genome assembly. NCBI's taxonomy places the organism in Eukaryota, Metazoa, Arthropoda, Insecta, Lepidoptera, Papilionidae.